AUGGGGUCGCUUCCUUCACCACCGUCACCACGAGCACCAGCCUCUGAGAAUUCAGGUAACAAUUACAAAUUGUGGGGGUCAUUUUACUCACCAAAUACAAGCAUGCCUAAUUGGAUUGCAUAUUACGAGCCAUCAACCAACACAUGGUCCCAGGUCAGAUUAAUCCCAGGUCUUGAAGAGAACCAGGUUCUCAAAGGAUUUGCUAUGGUCUCGAUUGGUUAUUAUAUUUUCAUUAUUGGUGGCCGGCUCUGUAAGUAUGGUGCUCUUCAUGAUUCUGAAGAUGUUGAGGAAAUCAAUAUCAAAGUUCUCUCGACUAUACACCGUUACGAUACGCUCAAUCACAUAUGGUCAACAUGCGCACCUCUUGGCACUCCACGGUUUGACUUUGCUUGCACUGUUUGUGACAACAAGAUAUACGUAGCAGGCGGACAAAGUACUUCGGGUUGUGCCAGAGGAAUUCCGUCUGCAGAAAUGUACGACCCUGAUGUUGAUCUCUGGACUCUUUUGCCUAAAAUGAGUACCUUAAGAUACAAAUCAGCGGGUGUCACUUGGCAACGGAAGAUCCAUGUAGUUGGAGGGUUUGCUGAGAAGGAAGACUGUUGUCAGCCAGUAUUAUACACCAUGCUGCGCAGCUCUGCAGAAGUAUUUGAUCCAUGUCGAGGUGAAUGGGACCUUGCCGAGGGAAUGUGGAAACUUGACAUCCCACCUAACCAAAUUGUAGCCGUGGAUGGCAAACUAUUUAGCUCGGGGGACUGCUUAAACACAUGGAAGGGUCAUAUAGAAAUCUACGACGGGGAUCUUAAAAUCUGGAACAUAAUGAAUGGAUCUAAGGUGCAGAAUCUCUCCUCCUUAAUCUCCACGUGGGUUGAAAAUAAGUAUCCGAUUGAGUUACGUUACCUUAGAAUGGCUACAGUUGGCACACAUCUAUACUUUGUAGCCGGAUAUUGCAAUACCGGGGAGGUCUGUGGGUUAUUCUCAGUUGUCCAUUCAUUUGACACUUCACUUGGGGCCGAUCCAUCGUGGAACAGCUCGGAACCAAUCAAAGAAGAGGCAGAAAACCUAAUGUGUUGCCAUACUUGUGUUGUUCAGGUCCCGAAAAUCUAA
Papaver somniferum (opium poppy) is the source of this 1104-nucleotide messenger RNA. RefSeq names its product influenza virus NS1A-binding protein homolog B-like. NCBI's taxonomy places the organism in Eukaryota, Viridiplantae, Streptophyta, Magnoliopsida, Ranunculales, Papaveraceae. Gene Ontology annotation, molecular function: protein binding. The record is from RefSeq and is a predicted model, not a curated record. The transcript has a single exon. The coding region runs from base 1 to 1104 and encodes 367 amino acids.